Guyanagaster necrorhizus is the source of this 3832-nucleotide messenger RNA. RefSeq names its product DNA mismatch repair protein Msh6. Gene Ontology annotation, cellular component: MutSalpha complex; nucleus. Gene Ontology annotation, molecular function: ATP-dependent DNA damage sensor activity; mismatched DNA binding; ATP binding. Gene Ontology annotation, biological process: mismatch repair. The record is from RefSeq and is a predicted model, not a curated record. The transcript is spliced from 30 exons. The annotation marks the transcript as partial. Lineage: Eukaryota; Fungi; Basidiomycota; Agaricomycetes; Agaricales; Physalacriaceae.
CAUGCCGCCAAAGGCAAAACCAUCCACCGAAAACACGAAGCAAAAGAGCCUUAUGGGAUGGCUAUCCAAAGGCUCAAACGCGACACCGGCGAGACCGACCGCGUCUACGCCUGCUGUGAAGACAUCAAACGCGUCUACAUCAAAGCCGGCAAAUCCGCGCACCCCACAGUCGACCAAGCCAGACAUACGCGUAUUGAACUCAUCUGCAUCAGUGUCGUCCUUUGGGGACAGCGCCAUCAAGGAUACACCACCGACGAGCGAUCCCAUUGAUGUGGAUAUGCUUUCUGAGGAGGAUGCACCGAGAAAAAGGAACCGUGUUGUUUCCAGUGGAGCGAAACGGAAACUUGUUUAUGAAGACGAUUCCGAUGAAGGAACCCAAGCCUCUACUACAACUGGAGGAAGCGAACCGCCAUCAUCGCCCUUGCAAAGCAAAAGCCGGGCCAAGAAGCCUCGAUUAUCUGCUCCCCCAUCAGAUGACGACGAGGAAGUUACUACAUCUUUCUCCAAGCGGCUGACGCACUUCAAAAAAUCAUCCAGAAAGAAAGGCUUCCGCUCGAUGGCGUCUUCGGAUGACGAAGACUUCAUUGCUCCCUCCGACUCAGACGACGAUGCCAAAUCAGUCAAGUCGCGCAGCUCCGGUUCUUCUCGGCGCUCACUUGGACCAGAUACUGACUUCGAUGAUGAAGAUGAGGAUAGCGGGAAGAAAAAGAAGUCGAGACCUACUCCAAAAAAGGCAUCAUCCAAAAAUACGUCCAGUGCAGCAGCUGGUAGUACACUUUCUUUCUUGACAGCGGCAGAACGACGAGAGCAGGACAAGAAGAACGAAAAAAAGGCUUCCGAAGAUCCUUACGCUUUCUUGGCGGAUGUUAAAGAUAAAGACGGACAUAGACCUGGCGAUCCCAAGUACGACCCAAGAACGCUUUAUAUCCCGAAUCGUGCGUGGAAAGAAUUCACUCCUUUCGAGAAGCAGUUUUGGGAAAUCAAACAAAAUCACUACGAUACUAUUUUGUUCUUUCAAAAAGGAAAAUUCUUCGAGCUGUACGAAGAUGAUGCUCGUAUUGGCCAUCAAGAAUUUGACCUGAAACUGACCCAGAGAGUCAAGAUGUCGAUGGUCGGUGUUCCAGAAAUGUCUUUCGAAUUUUGGGCGGCCAAAUUCCUUGGUAAAGGAUACAAAGUCGGCCGGGUAGACCAGGCUGAAACCGCUCUCGGAGCGGAGAUGCGUCUAGCUACUGAUAAAAGCAAGGGAAAACCCAAAGGCGGUGAGAAGGAAAAGAUCGUCCGACGGGAAUUGAACAAAGUUUAUACUAAUGGUACUCUUGUUGAUGCUGCGAUGCUCACCGAUGACCAUGCCGGCCACUGUAUUUCAAUUAGAGAAGUCGAGUCUGACGGGGGGUCGAAUAACACCUUCGGUGUUUGUGUCUUGGACUGCGCGACGUCGCAGUUUGACUUGAGUGUCUUCCAAGAUGAUAUCUGUCGCACAAAACUCGAAACCUUGAUGAGACAAAUCCGUCCCAAGGAGAUGUUGUUCACGAAAGGGCAGUUGUCUGUCUCCACGACGCGGCUACUGAAAGCUGUCCUUCCUGCUGCCUGUUUAUGGACAAGUUUACGUGAAGUCGAAGGUUUUAAUUAUGAAGACACUAUGAAAGAGUUGGCGAAUCUGUACCCUGAUGAUAAGGGCGAUAUAGAUGAAGAUGGCGACAACAUUUUGCCCAAGGCUGUCCCUCAGCCGAUAAGAGACAUGGCCGGUUCAAAGCCUCCGAUCGAAGCACUUGGUGCUAUGAUUUGGUACCUGCGACAGCUGAAUAUAGACAAAGAUAUACUCAGUAUGAAGAACUUCAAUGUUUAUGAUCCCAUGAAAAGAGGCCAAGGCUUGGUUCUUGACGGACAAACAUUGGCUCAUAUUGAGGUGCUGCUUAAUAAUGAAGGUACAUCGGAAGGGUCGCUUCUUCAGUUAUUAAGUCGCUGCGUCACUCCUUUCGGAAAGAGGCUGUUCCGCAUAUGGCUGUGCAUGCCCUUGCGGGAAGUAUCCGAUAUUAACGCAAGACUAGAUGCCGUCGAGGAUAUUAUGGAUCACCCAACAUUCGAACCAGAAUUCACGGAGGUUGCCAAAGGUCUGCCUGACUUGGAACGCAUCGUAUCUCGUAUCCAUGCAAAGAACUGCAAAGUUAAAGAUUUCUUGAAGGUUCUGGGCGCGUUCAAGAAGCUCAGCCGCGGUUUCAGCAGUUUCGCCGAUACUUCCGAGACGUUCAAGUCGAAGACUAUACAAGGCCUGCUUCGGAACGCUCCAGACUUGCUGCAAAAUAUCAAGAACGUAGAGGCUAUGUACAUCAAGCCAUCAGAAAAAGACGCCAACGAGUUGGUUCCACAAGAGGGUAAAGAUGGAGAGUAUGAUACGAUCAUGGCCGAGAUUGCAGAGCUCGAAGAGGAGCUUGACGGUGAGCUCAAGCGAUUUGAGAAGAAACUUGGGUGCAAAUUACACUGGUGGCAUAGCGCCAUCGGAAACAAGGAAAUCUACCUUGUGGAAACAAACGCUGGCCAGGAUAAUAUUCCCAAGGAUUGGACCAAGAAUGGCGGUACCAAAGCCAAGACGCGGUGGCAAGUUUUUGGUCUACAAAAAUCUGUACGGGCUCUGAAAGAAGCAAGGGAAAACCGUAACACGAUCAUGAAAGCAUUCAAGAAUCGUGUCUUUGAGGAAUUUGAUGCUGAUCGCGGUGUUUGGUUGCGGGCAAUCCGGGUGUUUGCUGAGCUGGAUUGUCUGUUCAGUUUGGCCAAAUCAUCAAGUGUUUUGGGUGAGCCUGUGUGCAGACCGGAACUUGUCGAAGGUGAUUCGGCGUUCGUGGAUUUCAAGGACUUGAGGCACCCGACGUUGGCGAUAAGCGCCAAUAUGAAGAGUUUUAUUCCCAAUGACGUCAAGCUCGGGGGUGACGCCGGUAGGAUUGCGCUGCUGACAGGACCGAACAUGGCUGGGAAGUCCACGGUGAUGCGCAUGACAGCCACGGGCAUAAUCAUGGCGCAACUUGGGAUGCUUGUUCCUGCGGCAAAGGCUCGUGUCUGUCCUGUGGAUGCGAUCUUGACUCGAAUGGGUGCCUACGACAAUAUGUUUUCCAACGCAAGUACCUUCAAGGUUGAACUUGAUGAAUGUUGCAAAAUUCUUCGCGAUGCUACUCCCAAAUCAUUUGUCUUCUUAGAUGAACUGGGACGAGGAACGUCUACAUAUGAUGGUAUGGCCAUUGCGUCGGCUGUUCUGCACGAGCUGGCGACGCAUACCCUUCCUCUGUCUUUCUUUGCUACUCAUUAUGGUUCCCUGACGGACGACUUCCGAUAUCAUCCUAAUAUUCGAAACAUGUACAUGUCAACUAUCGUAGAUGAAGAGAAGCGCGAUAUUGUCUUCCUGUACAAACUGAUCGACGGUGUGGCUACAUCUUCUUUCGGAACGCAUGUUGCAAACCUUGCUGGUGUGCCUUUGGAGGUUGUUGAGCGUGCGGACGUUGUGUCCAAGAAAUUUGCUCAACAGUUCAAAGAACGGCUCGAGGCGAAGCAGUCCCAACGAGCGACGUCUCGUUUGCCCUUGGUUGCUCAAGCUGAUUUUUCGUAUUUGUAUGGUCUGGCCACGGGCAAGAUUGAACUGCCUCAGGACCUCGUGAAGCAGAAGCUGAUGUUGACGCUGCUGAAGAAGACUGCCCAGAAUUAUACCAACAAUUGAUCAAUGCUGUCCCAGUGCUAGUGCUUCCUUUGCUAUCCUUGCUUUCAUACCUGUAUGCUUUUAGAUAGUUCUAUCCCAUAUUUGAGUAGAUGUCGGAAAGCCGGCCCGAAACCCUAACGACGACGACAG